CCUGGGUCCUCCCCUUGCCUGCCUUCCUGAGAGUCCAGUCUGCCUCUGCCCAGUGCCAGGAUGGGACCCUUCCUCCUCCUCUUCUCCUUCUUCCUCUGCCUUCCAUCCUUCGGCUUCGGGCAGGAGAAGCCCCCCGCCCAGGGAAACCAGUCCAGGCCAGUCUUCCUCUGCGGGGGGGACCACACUGGAGACACCGGCUACAUUGCCAGCCAUGGCUUCCCGGACCCCUACCCUCACGGCCAGAUCUGCAACUGGACCAUCACCGUGCCGGAGGGCCAGGUGGUGAUGCUCUCCUUCCGCGUCUUCGACAUGGAGCCGGACCCCGUCUGCCGCUACGACGCCCUCGAGGUCUACAACGGCCACUCGGCCACUGAGGCCCAGCGCUUGGGCCGCUUCUGCGGGACCUUCCGCCCGGGGGCCGUCCUCUCCACCAGCAACCGCAUGAUGCUGCGCAUGAAAUCCGACGAGAGCACCGGCGGGAGGGGCUUUCUGGUCUGGUUCAAGGGGGGGCUGCCCCACUCCGAAGAGAACCAGUUCUGUGGGGGGAAGCUGGAGAAGCCGCAGGGCAGCCUCAAGACCCCCAACUGGCCGGAGAGGGACUACCCGGCGGGCAUCAGCUGCUCCUGGCACAUUGUUGUCCCCAGGGAGAAGAUCAUCGCCUUGACCUUUGGGAAGUUCGACGUGGAGCCGGACACUUACUGUCGCUAUGACUACGUGGCCGUCUUCAACGGAGGCGACCGGGACGAUUCGCGGCGCAUCGGCAAGUUCUGCGGGGACGUUUCGCCCAGCCCGGUCUACUCCGAGGGCAACGAGCUCCUGGUCCAGUUUGUCUCCGACCUGAGCGUCACGGCGGACGGCUUCUCGGCCUCCUACGUGGUCAAGGACCCCCACGAAGUGGCCGAGAAGCGCCCGGUGCCCCAGCCAGAGGGUCCCGUCUUCCCAGGCUCCAAGCCGGGCAAGAAGCCCUUCGCCCCCAAGCCCAAGCCCGCCCCCAAGCCCCCCAAGGCGGCCCCCGGCCCCAAGCCCAGCCCCCGGCCACGGCCCACCACCCCCACCGCCACCACAGCUGAGGGCGAAUGCCCCCAACGCUGCCAACGGACGGGAACGAUCGUGAGCAACUUCUGCGAGAGAGAUUUCGUGGUCAUAGGGUCAGUGCAGACGACAGUGCGAGGCCCUGGGCAAAGCGUCACGGCCACCGUCGUCCGCGUGCAGACCUUCAAGUCUGGUGGUUUGGCCCUCCCUCCGUUCGGGAGCGAGAUCACCCUCCAAAUGGAGGUGCCCUGCCGACAGUGCCCCUUCCUCAAGAAAGGGACCAUCUACAUCUUCAUGGGGACGGUGGGUGCGGACGGAGUGGGGCGCCUGCCCCCCAACAGCUUUGUGGUGCCCUUCCGGCCGCAGCAGCACCAGCUCCUCAUGAACCUCAGGAGGCGCCCCUGCGGAGCCGGACCGGCCGCCCGGAAGAAGAAGACCUGAACGGACCCAGACCCCCCCUUCUCCUGCCCCCCAAUGCCAUAGGCCCCAAGGAGGUUCGGCUCAGUAUAACCAAUAAAAGAGGGCCGUGUCGCCCUACGGACUCGGUGCCUGUGUUUGCACAAA
This is a messenger RNA of Anolis sagrei ordinatus, 1596 nucleotides long. RefSeq names its product procollagen C-endopeptidase enhancer (gene PCOLCE). Gene Ontology annotation, molecular function: peptidase activator activity; protein binding; collagen binding. Gene Ontology annotation, biological process: proteolysis. The record is from RefSeq and is a predicted model, not a curated record. Lineage: Eukaryota; Metazoa; Chordata; Lepidosauria; Squamata; Anolidae.